UAGAAUGACUUCCUACAGACUACACAGACAAUACCUUGGAUCUCCAGUAAUAGUGUCUUACAAUGGCCACAGCACUUUUCUUUAAACAUAAAAGAAAAAAUGUAUCUCCUUUGAGUGAAGAUGAGCAAAUACUGGCAGAAGAAGCAAAACAGAGAACCCUGAAUAUCCUGACUGAUACUCUGAAGAAAAAGGACCGUCUGUUGGUGGAGAAACCAGAAGACUUCACUGGCCAUUCCUCGGAUAAGUCUAUUCCAUUAAUUAGUCUGGUACAAGAUCUCAUUAGUGAACUCCAGAAAGUGACCUUCGUGAGAGGCUGUCGUGAUGUACGUGAUAACUGGAUCACUUAUGUUUAUCCAAGAUCAGAUGGAAGAAUCAUUUUUCUCUGCCCACCUUUUUGGUUUAGAAGUACAUUUUUAGGUACUGAAUCUCGGCCAGCUGCGAUAAUCCAUGAAGUCUCCCACUUCCUAGGGUACGAACACACCAUUACUGAGACCAUGGAAAACAGAGCGGAAAAACAUUUUAAUCAACGAAAACUACUGCCCCUCACAAAUUACUGUAUCGAGUCAGCGUUUGCCCUCUAUAUGAAUCAUAAAGGGAUUUAUACAAAGGGUUUCUACAGCUGCUGCGGAGAGAGAUCCAGAGACUCCGUCUGUGAUAACUCUGAGAUGAGCAUUUAUUUAAGAAACAAGCCAUCUCCUUUGAGUGAGGAUGAGCAGAUACUGGCAGAGGAAGCAAAACAGAGAACCCUGAAUAUCCUGAAUGAUACUCUGAAGAAAAAGGACCAUCUGCUGGUGGAGAAACCAGAAGACCUCAAUAGCAAUCCCUUAAUUCCAUUAAUUAACCCAAGUCUAGUAGAAGAUCUAAUUAGUGAACUCCAGAAAGUGUCCUUCAUGAGAGGCAAAGAUCAGAAAGGUACAAUCGCUUAUGUUCAUCCAAGAUUAGGUGAUAGAAUAAUUUAUCUAUGCCCGCCUUUUUGGGAGAGAAGUGAAUCUCUGAAAAUUGACUCUUGUCUAGUAACAAUAAUUCAUGAAGUCUCCCACUUCCUCGGAUACAUGCACACAGUUAAAGAGACCAUGGGAAGCAGAAUGGAAAAACAGUUUACUCAUCGAAAACUACUGCCCCGUACAAAUUACUGUAUCGAGUCAGCGUUUGCAGAGUACAUGAAUCAUGAUCGUGCCUAUCUGAAUGGAUCCUACAGCUGCUGUGGUGAAAGGUCCAGAGACUCCGUGUGCAAAAAUUCUAAGAUGAGCCUUUAUCUAAGGGUCUUAAAAUCAGAGGAAAUGAAGAAAGUCUUAUUACCAAGUAUAGAAGGAAAUUAAUCUGAAUCUGCCAAUUACCGAUACCGAAUGUUCGAGAUACUUUCCAGAAUAAAUUCUAAUCCAAGUCUAAUUCUAAAAAUCAUACUAUUGAUCGUAAAAUAGUGAUUCUUAUUUCUCCACUUC
Messenger RNA from Pelobates fuscus (common spadefoot toad), 1442 nucleotides. RefSeq lists its product as uncharacterized. The record is from RefSeq and is a predicted model, not a curated record. The coding region runs from base 63 to 1319 and encodes 418 amino acids. Gene Ontology annotation, molecular function: metalloendopeptidase activity. The transcript has 3 exons. Lineage: Eukaryota; Metazoa; Chordata; Amphibia; Anura; Pelobatidae.